UUGCCCCGCCAUUUGAUCCGUACGAAAGUUGCCGACCGGUCUCAGUCAUGGAGUCGCCCGAGGAACGAUCCUCUCUCUCCCUAGAGUCUCACCUCGUCAAAAAACUCAGCACCGUCCCCGCCUGUAGGGCCAUUCUAGGCUACUACGAUGCCAUCAAGACGUCCAAUAAGUUUUUUGAAUUGGGACUGACUUAUGUGGAGACGGGCGUAUGCACGGUCGUGGGUAACAUGACGAAAAACUCUUGGGCGGGUUCCACCUUAGACCAAUAUGCGGGGGAAGGGAUAGAGAAACUCAAGGUCAAGUUCCCCAUUUUGGAGAAGGCUCCGAAAAAGCUGAUGACGAAGACCAAGCGGAAAACCAUGAAGAAGGUGAAGAAGGGUGCGGCCACAGUGUUUGAUACCCGUAUAGGGAGAAUGUUCACAUUCGGGCUCCGGACUGCGGUCACUAUGUCGGAGAACUUACUUGUUGGACUCCAACCGCACGGACGCAAAUCACCUAGGAAACCGGACAAACAGAAUGACGGACGCAAGUCGGAGAAAACUGUUCAGACGGAGGACGGGAAAAAAGUGAUGAUGGUGUCGAGCAAAGAACAACAGACAGAUCUAAGCGGAGCGGAUAUGAUCAAACAGAAAAUGGAGGCAAUGGUAGAGGAAGGACCCUUGUCCAAACUCCAGAUGUACGCAAUGGAGGCCCUGCUGUUCCCACUCGAGCUAACGGUGGAGUUUUUGAGAACCCUCCAUGGCUGCAUACCGGGCGCAACAAAGUCAGCACCGAGCCGGAAGUCUACUCGGAAAGGGAAAGCCAUGGGCGUCUCCCCAGAGAAAAAGAUGGAGAUCGAAUCGAGACGAAAGGUAUCUCCUAAAAAGCGAAUCCAAUCAUCGUUACUCGGAAAUCUAAAGAAGGUGACAUGUCGGGUGCUUGGUUUGGGCUCGUCGGCUAAAAAGCAGAGCGACAUCCGGGACUUCAUCAAGUGCAGCAAACAUCGGGGCCUGAACCUUGACCCCGCGGUGGAGGGCGACGACAUGGAGAAGAAGAGGAAACACGACGACGUAUCGGACGGGUCGGCGUCGACAGACGAGGACUUGAUGUACAUGGACCUUGACGACUACGAGUCCGAUGAAGACCCAGACUAUGAGCCGACGGACAGCAGCAUGAGUGACAUAAGUAUAGAAUCUGACGAGGGGGAAAGCGAGGGAGAACUGGAGACGGAGAAAAUGGAUGAAGAAAUGUACCAAUUGAAGGAAAAGGAUAUCAACAAACCACCGGAAGUAAAGGCGGGACAACAGCCACCAAAACUGGAUGACAAGGUUCAAAACUCACAGAAAAAUGACCCUAACGACCCCAAAACUGACCCCAAGGUAACAAAACAGGACCCUAAGAGUCAAGCGUCACCAAAACCAGAUCAGAGGUCACAAGCUAUAACCAAACUCGACUCCAAGACCACCAAGUCUCCCAGUAAGGACCAGAGGACACCGACGACUGGACCCACAGAGGACAAGAACAAGAAUGAUAUCAACAAGCCACCGGAAGUAAAGAUAGGGGGAUAUCCACGGGAUGCGGAAAACAAGACACACGCCACAGUGGAACCUGAACCUAAUGUUAAAGCGGAAUACAAAUGUGUCCUAAAGGUAAACAAACAGGAGAAUAAGCAAACGUCCCUGAAAGCUUGAUCUCAAAGUACUUAACACACCGCGAGAUUUACAGCCGGGAAAAACCCCUAAGGAACAGAGCGACAACGUACAAACAUUGGUUAAACCUCACCCAAAGUUUCCACCAAAACCUGAUCCAACUACGUUCAAACAAAACGGAAAUAUUCAAAUGUCAAAUGUGCAGGAACACGAAAUGGACAUCACGAUGAAGGAACCAUCGAAACCCGAUCCCCAAAUAAUUAUCAAGUCAACGGUAGUAAAGCAGGGUCAAAAACCAGAAGACAAGGUACAAAUACAAACUACUUUAACGCCUAACCCCAAAGAAGUUACAAAAGAACCAGAAAUAAGAGAGAGCCGGUAUAAUCCUGACGACAAAGGUGGAUCUUCUGUGAAACCUAUUGUUAAGGUAUUUAACAAAUCAACGGGAAUACAGGAACAAUAUCCAUCGAAGCAGGAAGACAGGGAUCUAAAGGCUCUGAAAACUGGUCCAAGCGUAUCUACUAAGCCGUCGGAAGAAAAACAAGUUCAACAGUCGCAGAAAAAUGGCAGUGACUUGACUGUUCAAAUAUCUGACUUGAAUGUACCAGUCGAAGCAAAAUCUAGACAAAAGCCGACGAAACAAGAGGAGCAAACGAGGAAAUAUGACCCGAAGGUGAUACCGAAAUCACCGGAAGUAAAGCAAGGUCCGUUUAAACAAAAAAUGGGCGACAAAGUCCAAUUUUCUCCGAAACCUGGCCCAAAGGUAUUAAGCAAACCACCGGAAGUAAAGGUGGAUCAGAAUCAACAGAAACCAGAGGAAAAGGUUCUAUCCUCUCCAAAACCUGGCCCAAAGACAGUAAGCCAACCAACGGAAGUAAAGGUGGAUCAGAAUCAACAGAAACCAGAGGAAAAGGUUCUAUCCUCUCCAAAACCUGGUCCAAAGACAGUAGGCCAACCAACGGAAGUAAAGCAAGGUCACUAUCAACAAAAAUCGGACUACAAAGUUCAAUCUUCUCCAAAACCUGGACCCAAGACAGUAAAGUAAGCCAAGUAAAGCAAGGUUAGUAUCAACACACAAAAAAUGAUAAUAAAAACAGACGGCAAAUUUCAAUCUUCUCCGAAACCUUACCCAAUGAGUACCCAAACCACCGGGAGUAAAUCAAGAUCAGCAGCAACAGAAACCGGAAGACAUAUUAAAUCUUUAAAACAAGAAACAACCCCCCCCCCCCCCCCCCC
Molecule: messenger RNA, 2864 nt
Organism: Pecten maximus
Lineage: Eukaryota; Metazoa; Mollusca; Bivalvia; Pectinida; Pectinidae
Product: muscle M-line assembly protein unc-89-like
Exons: 10
Coding region: 48-1670 (540 amino acids)
Source: RefSeq, a predicted model, not a curated record